GGGCGGGAGCAGGACCGCCGUGCAUCCGGAGCCCAGCGCGUCCCGCAGGGAGCCUCUCGCCCGACAUGCCCGCCGAGGGGGAGCCGCUGAGCGCCCCCGCCGCCGGCCCGGGGCUCGGCGAGUCGCAGUACCUGCAGCAGGUACGGCACAUCCUACAGCACGGCCACCGGAGGGAGGAUCGCACCGGCACUGGCACCCUCUCCGUGUUCGGCAUGCAGGCGCGGUACAGCCUGAGAGAUCAGUUUCCACUGCUAACGACGAAGAGGGUGUUCUGGAAGGGAGUGCUGGAGGAGCUGCUGUGGUUCAUCAAGGUUCGGUGUUUGGAUGUCUCUGGUUCUACAAAUGCCAAAGAGCUCUCUGCAAAAGGUGUGAAGAUUUGGGAUGCUAAUGGGUCACGUGAGUUCCUGGAUAAGCAGGGUUUCAGCACCAGAGAGGAGGGGGAUUUGGGACCAGUGUAUGGUUUCCAGUGGAGGCACUUUGGAGCAGAAUACAAAGAUAUGCACACAGAUUACUCCAACCAAGGAAUUGAUCAGUUGCAAAAAGUGAUUGAAACGAUCAAAACCAAUCCAGAUGACAGAAGAAUCAUUAUGUGUGCUUGGAAUCCAAAAGAUAUUUCUCUGAUGGCUUUGCCUCCAUGCCAUGCUCUUUGCCAGUUCUAUGUUCUAAAUGGUGAAUUGUCUUGCCAACUCUAUCAGAGGUCUGGAGAUAUGGGACUAGGAGUGCCUUUCAAUAUUGCCAGCUACUCACUGCUCACAUACAUGAUUGCCCAUGUCACAGGGCUAAAGCCUGGAGAGUUCAUACACACUUUAGGAGAUGCUCACAUAUAUCUGAAUCAUGUGGAACCUCUUAAAGUUCAACUUCAGAGGGAGCCAAGACCUUUCCCCAAACUCAGAAUUCUUCGUAAGGUUGAAGACAUCAGUGACUUUAAGGCAGAAGACUUUCAGAUUGAAGAUUAUAAUCCUCAUCCACCUAUUAAAAUGGAAAUGGCUGUUUAAUGCUGUAAACCAGCAUUAAAUAUUUAUGUGGAAAUGUACCUAAGCUACUUAGUUUCUCUAAAAUGAUCUUUUAUAUACUUCAAAAGAUACCUACUUUAUUAUUAAAAAGAAAUAGAUAGUAGCAGACCAGAACUGCCUUCAGUACUAACCUGUAGUUGUACAGAACAGAUGAUUAUGCCUGAUGUACUGUGCAGACAUUAACUCAUCUCUUAAGUUGAUAGUGAGCUAGUUUUCUGCAUGUUUCAGUGGCCACUUAAAUUACCAUUCAGUUACUGUGAGCACUUGCUUAUGUGCUUGAUAUAAAGAGGAUUCCUUCAGGGUUGGAGAAUUUGUUAAAUAUGUUCUAAAGAGUAUAUGUCUAAUAAAGCUUUUUUAAAAAAAA
Molecule: messenger RNA, 1377 nt
Organism: Pipra filicauda (Wire-tailed manakin)
Lineage: Eukaryota; Metazoa; Chordata; Aves; Passeriformes; Pipridae
Gene: TYMS
Product: thymidylate synthetase
Exons: 7
Coding region: 66-995 (309 amino acids)
Biological process (GO): dTMP biosynthetic process
Cellular component (GO): cytosol; mitochondrion
Molecular function (GO): thymidylate synthase activity
Source: RefSeq, a predicted model, not a curated record